GCCAAUGAGGAGGCGGGAGCAGUGCUGGCGGGGGGCGGGCGCGGGAAGCGCGGGGCGACGGCUGUUCCGGGGACGCGCGGCGGGCCGGCCAGGCCUGGGGUCGGGGCGGCGGGCAGCAUGAGGUGCCUGAUCACGGGCGGCAACAUCAAGGUGCUGGGCAAGGCCGUCCACUCCCUGUCCCGCAUUGGGGACGAACUCUACCUGGAGCCCCUGGAGGACGGGCUCUCCCUGCGCACGGUGAACUCCUCGCGCUCGGCCUAUGCCUGCUUUCUGUUCGCCCCACUCUUCUUCCAGCAGUACCAGGCGGCCGCCCCGGGCCAGGGCCUUCUGCGCUGUAAGAUCCUGAUGAAGUCCUUCCUGUCCGUCUUCCGCUCGCUGGCGAUGCUGGAGAAGACGGUGGAGAGGUGCUGCAUCACCCUCAAUGGCCUGAGCAGCCGCCUGGUGGUCCAGCUGCACUGCCGGUUUGGGGUGCGGAAGACCCACAACCUGUCCUUCCAGGACUGUGAGUCCCUGCAGGCCGUCUUCGACCCAGCCUCAUGCCCCUACAAGCUCUGCGCCCCCGCUCGGGUCCUGGGGGAGGCCGUACUGCCCUUUCCUCAGGCGCUGUCAGAGGUAACGCUGGGCAUUGCUCAGGGGCGCAGAGUCGUGCUGCGCAGCUACCAGGAGGAAGACGAGGCAGACAGCAACACCAAAACCAUGGUGACCGAGAUGAGUCUGGGUGAGGCUGACUUCCAGGAGCUGCAGGCCCGAGAAGGGGUGGCUGUUACCUUCUGCCUCAAGGAAUUCCGGGGGCUCCUGAGCUUUGCUGAGUCAGCUAACCUGCCCCUGAGUGUGCACUUUGAUGCUCCAGGCAGACCGGCCAUCUUCACUGUCGAGGAUUCCACACUAGAUGGCCACUUUGUCCUGGCCACUCUGUCAGAGGCGGAGGCAGAACUGGAGCCCCGCAGACCCCCGCUCCAGGCUCACAGCACUCCCCACCAGGAGGACUUCACCAGUGAUGACAUGGACGCCUACAUGAUCGCCAUGGAAACCACUGUAGGCAGUGAGGGCUCACGGGUGCUGCCCUCCAUCUCUGUUUCCCCUGGUCCUCAGCGCUCUGACAGCCCUGUGUGGUCCUCCGAGGAGGACGGUGAUGAAGCUGAGCCUAGUACUAUACCUGGGACCCCACCACCCAAGAAGUUCCGCUCCCUGUUCUUCGGCUCCAUCCUGACCCCUGCACACUCGCCCCAGGGCCCCAGCCCUGUGCUGGCAGAAGACAGCGAUGGGGAGGGCUGACCAGGGCAGUGAGCGGCUGUGCCGGAGCCGGGCUGGGCACCAAGCCGCUGCCUGCCUGCAUUGAGCUGGAACUCCUUAGACAAAAGCCCAGUGGGUCCCACCGCAUCCCAGCCACACCUCGGGGGUGUCCAGGGCUUUCCCUAAUACUCCAGCUCUGGGUUGGAAUUCUAAGAACCUCUGAACCCAAGUGUGUGACAGAGGCUGUUGUGGCCGGACCUGCAUCUGGUGGAGUUGGGUUUCCUGGCAGCUGCCAGGCUUAGUUUGGAACAAGGGAGACGGAGGCCGUGGCGAGAAUCCAGCUUCGACCUUUAUUCAAGAGACCAGACAGGUUGCCCCAGGAUGCGGCCACCAGCCCGGCAGCCCAGCAAGACUGGAGCCCUGUGACCUGGCCUACUGUUGCCCUGAGCUGCAGCCUUAGCCCCGGGACCCUGCUUGCAGCCUCUGCAGGUGCAGGCAAAGGAACCCUGGGGAUCGGAUGCUGCUAUUGAUUCAUUAAAAAAACAAACAAAAAACACCAGGGUUCCGUGCUCCCCAUGGUGGGCAGCCCUGGGCUGCCUACUUCCUGUACAAU
Messenger RNA from Ochotona princeps (American pika), 1846 nucleotides. RefSeq names its product RAD9 checkpoint clamp component A (gene RAD9A). NCBI's taxonomy places the organism in Eukaryota, Metazoa, Chordata, Mammalia, Lagomorpha, Ochotonidae. The record is from RefSeq and is a predicted model, not a curated record. The transcript is spliced from 11 exons. Bases 118 to 1275 code for a protein of 385 amino acids. Gene Ontology annotation, cellular component: checkpoint clamp complex. Gene Ontology annotation, biological process: mitotic intra-S DNA damage checkpoint signaling; cellular response to ionizing radiation; DNA replication checkpoint signaling.